GUGGAAGAGAGAGAGAGAGAGAGAGAGAGAGAGCAAUUACUUGGAAAUGGAAGAAGAACAAAUCCACAAGUACCCAAUACCAGCUACUCACAUCCUUCAACAAACCUUGAGAAGCUUUUGCAAUAUUCGAAACUCCUCUCAAUGGGUUUAUGCUGUCUUUUGGAGGAUCUUGCCUAGAAUAUAUCCUCCACCCAAAUGGGAUGGCCAUGGAGGAGCUUAUGACAGGUCAAGAGGAAACAGGAGAAACUGGACAUUGGUUUGGGAAGAUGGGUUUUGCAAUUUUGGUUCCUCAGCAGCAGCAGAGAUGAUCAAUGGCGAUGGGGAUUGUCCAGCUGGCUCCUCAAUUUAUGGAAACUGUGAGUACCAACACUACGAAAUAGGACUCCAACCAGAGCUCUUCUUCAAAAUGUCACAUGAAGUUUAUAACUAUGGUGAAUGUUUGAUUGGAAAAGUAGCUGCAGAUCACAGCCAUAAAUGGAUAUACAAGGAUCACAAUGAGAGCCAAGAGAUCGACUUCUUAUCUGUGUGGCAAAACUCAGCUGACUCGCAUCCCAGGACUUGGGAGGCCCAGUUCCAGUCCGGUAUUAAGACUAUAGCCUUGAUUGCAGUAAGAGAAGGUGUUGUUCAAUUAGGAUCUCUUCACAAGGUGAUGGAGGACCUUAACUAUGUAGUGUUACUAAGGGAGAAGUUCAACUACAUUGAGAGCAUCCCUGGUGUGCUAUUGCCACACUUACCACCACCACCACCACCACCACCACCACCACCACCACCACCACCACCAUCAUAUCCCUUCAAGAUCAACGGCUACGGUGCGCCGGAAUCAUGGCACUUCCAAGGCAGUAAUCCCACUCCUCCAAUAGAAUUAUCUCAUCACCACUUCAACCAACCAGCGGCGAGAAUAACUCCUUCCAUGAGCAGCCUUGAAGCCCUCCUCUCUAAACUCCCGGCUGUCGUGCCACCUCCACCACCACCGACAGUGUACGCUGCCUACAACGAAGCGGCUCAGCCACCGCAAUAUCUAUCACCAAACAGGCCUUUGGAACGGAUGGCGGCCGGAAUGGAGAGGGUGACAAAGGAAGAGAUUGAUGAUGAGAAGGAUCAAAUGGGCGAGAGUAGCAAUUCCAUCAUGUCAUCUUAUCCUCCUCAACAUCCAAAUUUUAACUCUCUUCACCAUCAUGACCAUUAAUUAGUUAACCUGUCUUUCCGGGGGAAGAGUCAAAGAUGCAGCUAAUCCCGCUAAGGCAGCGGCUCGUGCAUUAACUGCGCGCUCGUCCAUUCGUUGGGUGAUCCCUUGCUCUCACAUUCGAGUGUUUGCUCAUCGCGAGGGAAUUGCGUGAAUGACGAGACCGUUGACCGAAUCAUGGCUAGGGCUUACUACAAUAUGGGAAUUUUUCAGUGAUGGAUUUCCAACAAUGUAUAUAUUAAUAUUAGCAAUAAGUCUUGUGGAAGCCAUAUGAAGACUGGCUAACUAAAUAUAUUAUGGAAGUAUUUGGUGCUCAAA
Rhododendron vialii is the source of this 1501-nucleotide messenger RNA. RefSeq names its product protein RICE SALT SENSITIVE 3-like. NCBI's taxonomy places the organism in Eukaryota, Viridiplantae, Streptophyta, Magnoliopsida, Ericales, Ericaceae. The transcript has 7 exons. The record is from RefSeq and is a predicted model, not a curated record. The coding region runs from base 47 to 1186 and encodes 379 amino acids.